Molecule: messenger RNA, 2582 nt
Organism: Phycodurus eques (leafy seadragon)
Lineage: Eukaryota; Metazoa; Chordata; Actinopteri; Syngnathiformes; Syngnathidae
Gene: slc38a9
Product: solute carrier family 38 member 9
Exons: 15
Coding region: 270-1949 (559 amino acids)
Biological process (GO): amino acid transmembrane transport
Molecular function (GO): amino acid transmembrane transporter activity
Source: RefSeq, a predicted model, not a curated record
GAAGGAGGGGGGGGGGGGGGGUACAGGAAUGAAAAGUGGUCGGUAGACGGAAGUUAAGGCGGACUCAAUCACAACACGCGUUUUGUUUACGGUCAGGAAGGAAACUUCUAAUUUCCAAGACCGUAUAAACUAUACCGCACUUAGUCACGGUUACCACGUUCUGACACAACUAAAUUCAGACGAACUGAAGAUACCGGCCGGGAAGGAUUUUAUCACUGUAAACAUUGUCAGGUGAUGGGAGUCGUCAGGACCUAGCUGGAGCGUCUGUCAUGGAGAACGACUGCAGGCCUCUGCUCAGCGCAGAGCAGGCCGGGGAGAGCUUCUCGCACAGAGGCUCCACAGACUCACUGGACUCCAGAGCUAAAAGACCUUUCUACGUGGAGCCGAGGAACAUCGUAGACGAUGAACCGCAGGAGCGCGUGUCAGCCGAGGCUGCCGUCCUCAACAGCAGAGUGCAUUACUAUAGCAAACUAACUGGCUCUUCUGACAGGCUGCUGAGUCCACCAAACCAUGUGAUCCCCCGGACAGAGGAGAUCUACAUCUACAGCCCACUGGGGACAGCUUUCAAGGUGUCAGGAAAAGACCACUUGACGAAAAACCCCAGUAUCAUUACCAUAUUUGCAAUAUGGAACACGAUGAUGGGCACAUCCAUACUCAGUAUACCUUGGGGUAUAAAGCAGGCCGGUUUCACUCUUGGGAUCCUCAUCCUCAUCUUCACAGGCUUACUUAUGCUGUACUGUUGUUACAUUGUCCUCAAAUCACCAAAGGCAAUAUCCUGUGUGGACACGUCCGACUGGGAAUUUCCUGAUGUCUGCCGGUACUACUUUGGCAAGUUUGGCCAGUGGUCCAGCUUAGUCUUCUCAAUGGUGUCUCUUGUUGGAGCCAUGGUGGUUUAUUGGGUCCUCAUGUCCAACUUCCUCUACAACACUGGGCAGUUUAUCUACAACUAUGCUCAUCAUGUUAACAUAUCAGAUUCAGAGUUUGGGACCAAUGACACGGAUCGAGUAAUUUGUCCGUACCCAAACACGGACACUGAAGAGAACCACACCAUCGGAACACAUUACAUCAGUACCGGUGGAAAUGAUACAUCUGAUGUCAACUCCUUUGAACACUGGUGGAGCAAAACCAACACCGUACCACUCUUCCUCGUCGUUCUACUGCUUCCGCUGCUUUGCUUCCGCUCAGCCUCCUUCUUUGCAAGGUUCACCUUCUUGGGCACCAUAUCAGUGAUCUACCUGAUUGUUCUGGUCACAAUUAAAGCUUUCCGUCUUGGCUUGCACCUUGAGUUCCACUGGUUUGACAGUACCAACUUUUAUGUUCCAGAAUUGCGGCUGCUCUUCCCUCAGCUGACGGGUGUCCUCACGCUGGCUUUCUUCAUUCACAACUGUAUUAUCACACUGAUGAAGAACAACAAGCAUCAAGAGAACAAUGUACGGGACCUGUCUGUGGCUUAUCUCCUUGUUGGUCUGACCUACCUCUAUGUGGGAGUGUUGAUCUUUGCAACUUUUCCAUCACCUCCUCUCAGCAAAGAUUGCAUUGAACCAAACUUCUUAGAUAAUUUCUCCAGUGGCGAUGUGAUGGUUUUUGUGGCUCGGACCUUCCUGUUGUUCCAAAUGAUCACGGUCUAUCCAUUGCUGGGAUACUUGGUGCGAGUCCAGAUGAUGGGACAGAUUUUUGGCAAACAUUACCCCAGUUUCUUCCAUGUCCUCACUCUGAACAUCUUGAUUGUUGGAGUUGGUGUCCUGAUGGCAAAGUUUUAUCCCAACAUUGGAUCCAUUAUUCGGUUUUCCGGAGCAACGUGCGGCUUGGCUUUGGUGUUCGUUUUCCCCUCCUUGAUCCACAUGAUCUCCCUGAGACGACAGGGCGCCCUCGGCUGGCCGUCAGCGGUCUUCCACGGUUUUCUCAUCUUGUUGGGUAUGACCAACCUGGUGGCUCAGUUCUUCAUGUAGACUCCACCUUCCGUGAUGAAAACAGGUAAAAGAUAUUUACAAUCUCUCAAUGGAAUAAAGGACAAUACAAGUGCGUUCAUGUUCAUGGCCACAGUGUGUCGUCAUCAAACUUUUUGUCAUUUGUGGUCAUCAAAAAAGGACAUUUGUGUCACCCCCCCCCCCCCCCCCCCCCCCAUGCCGGAAUCCACUGACAUAAUUAUCGUUUGCCUUGUUCUGUCUCCCAACUAGUGAGAUUUGUGUGAUAAAGGGAGGUAACUUUAGAUGUUUGAUUACUCCUGCUCAGAAGAGUCAUACGAGUUAAAUUGAUCCUGUAUUGUGUUUAAAAUGCGUAUCUGAGAAUAUGAAUAGUCAGCGUGGGUCACAGGGACUGUGUAUCGGUCCAAAGGGAUGCAUAUUUAAAUAUUUAAUAUGUCCGAUUACCUUUAGAAUGAAUGUAUUACCUCUUUAUUCUACAAACUUUCUAGAUGGCAUGUUAGCAUUUCUUAACAAACUGACACUUUAUUUCAUAACUCAUCUUCAAAUGAUUCUGAUAUUCUACAUUCUGUGCUCAUUCUGUACAAUACUGUACCAUUUGUUUCAAUGCAUAAAGUGGCAAAGGGAACAUGUUUGAAAAUAAAGCUCAGAUUCAAAGUG